AUAAAUAAGCCCCCUUUAAGGGCUCCUGAUAAGAUCUAGACUACAUGUACAUGAUAUUGCUUUUAAAUCAAGAUGUUGAAUCAACGGAAUUGGAUUGUUCCAGGGCGAUUUUUACUUGGUUGUUUGCAUAGAGCUCGUUUAUAUGGAUGUGAUAAUGUUUCCAAAUGCCUACAAGAGCUAAGUGACAUCUCUAUUACUCCUGGAAGUGAGGAGUACAACUCCAAGACAAGAAUGUACAAUCCAGCAUUUGCUCAGGAGCACCCUGCCUUUGUAGCUUUACCAAACUCUGUGGAUGAAGUUCAAAAGUGCUUGAAGUCUGCUAACUUCUACAAGGUGCCACUAGCCGUUCGAUCGGGAGGGCAUUGCUUUUCUGGAUAUUCGACAAUCGACAGUCGUGGUUUCGUUUUGUCCUUGAAUAAACUAAAAGCCAUAAAAUGGUCAGACAACUCUGUUAAAGUUCAAGGGGGUGCUUCCUGGAGAGAUGUGUACAAUCAAAUGGAUAACGAUGUUCUUGUUGUGGGUGGUUGUUGCCCUACAGUAGGAAUAGGUGGGUAUGUCUUGGGAGGCGGCUAUGGUUUGUUGUCACGAAGAUUUGGUCUUGCUUCGGAUAAUGCUCUUAGUAUGACCAUGAUCACUGCUGAUGGAGAGAAUGUUGUGAAAGCAAGUCCGAAAGAAAACAGCGAUCUAUUCUGGGGACUUUGCGGUGGUGGAGGUGGUAACUUUGGUGUCCUUUUUGAUGUUGAGUUUAAAACUCACACAGCCCCGCCAAGUUUCACUUGGAGCUCUUUCAGUUUUCAUAACUCACAACAGUCCGAGCAAGCUCUCAAGUUGAUUGCAGACUGUGUUCAUAUGAUACCGGAUGGAUUAAAUAUUGACAUGUUGAUACACAAGUUGCCGGGUUAUAAUCAGUUGGUUGUGGAUGCAGUGUACUCCAACGACGAAAUGGAGCAAUUUCCACUUUUAAAACAACUUCGAAAGAUUGUGGAUACCAAGUAUCUGGAUAUAAAACACUAUGAUAAGUACAAAGUGCUUUCAGAGGAAUACGCUCUUCGUCAUGGAUAUGUUCAUUUCGAAGGAAAACCGGUGUACAUGAAGGGGUCUUUCUUGGACGAUUUCCCACCUCAAUUGGCAGAUAUAUUGAUUGAAUUGGACCUACCCAACAAUCCACUUGGGAUUAUCGAGUUUGUUCAUGUAGGUGGACAGAUAGCAACAAAAACAUCUUCUUUUUCUGCUUACCCCCAUCGACAGGCUCAAUACAACUGCUAUACUUAUGGCCAGUUUAGAAACAAAUCUGACUGGGGAACAGUUUUCAAUUUUGCUACUGAAGUGCAUUCUGUGUUGGCUGCAGGGGGUUACACCAAGGGGUCCUAUGUUAACUACAUAGAUCUUUUUCUAGGCAAUUGGCAAGAAGAGUACUAUGGUGACAACUAUGCUCGUUUGUGCGAUCUCAAGAGAGAGUGGAAUCCUGUUGACAACGGUGGACCACUGCAUUUUAAGCAGGAGAUCGGCUCAACUUACGAACCCACAAUUCUUGAGCCGAAGUACUCAUAAGUAGCUAGUUAUGAGUAGAUGUUAUAAUAAAAUUUACGUGUAUAGCUGUUGCAUGGUAAUUGUUUAAUCACAAUGAAAAUCUUAGACCCAGGAAUGUUUUAGUGGACUCUCUUAA
This is a messenger RNA of Halichondria panicea, 1666 nucleotides long. RefSeq lists its product as uncharacterized. Gene Ontology annotation, molecular function: FAD binding; oxidoreductase activity. The record is from RefSeq and is a predicted model, not a curated record. The transcript has a single exon. Bases 73 to 1551 code for a protein of 492 amino acids. NCBI's taxonomy places the organism in Eukaryota, Metazoa, Porifera, Demospongiae, Suberitida, Halichondriidae.